CCUUGUGGUCUCGCUACCCUACGGAAGGACGGGGGGGACCCAACGAGGCCAACUGCGCCCCCCACCCCCGGAGAGACCCGGCUGCUGCCGCUGCCAGCGGGGCGCACGGAGGAACCCCCCCCUCUUGCCAGCCCCGCGGAGAGGCGGACGGGCAUUGCGCCCCAGCGAGGUGGCCGCGCGUUCCUCUGCAGGAGAACCGUUUGGCUGCGCUCGAGGGGCACCCGGAUCGUGUAAGGUGCCUCGGCCGCCCGGCGCCACCAGAGGAGGGGACUCCGCCAGCGCCCUGUCCCUUGGAAGCGCCUGCGGUGGAACCGGUUGGACUGCCUGCCCGGACACCCGUCGGCCCCGCGCGCCUCUCCAAAAAAAAAAGGGGGUCUCCGCCGCCCUCCCGCUCCCCCCACUUUGUCUCCCUGCCAGUCCUGCAAACUUUCUUCCUGACUUCUCCAAGCUCUGCAGUGGAUGGGUGUCCCUUCUUCCUCUCCUGGGCUUCCACCCUCUUCCUCCUCCUCUUCCUCGCGCAAUCGGCUUUCCCGGGGCUUUGCUGCCAAGUCAAACGGGCGCACGCAAAUCCAGUCUCCCGGGCAGCGACCCGCGUCCUUCCUCUUUACUUCUGAUUUUUUCUCUCUCUCUCUCUCCUAAAUCUACCCUGUUGGCGAUCUGUUUUUGAACGCUGUCCUGGUUUCUGAACCGCUGGAAAUCGUCUAGGGGGAGAGUGCGAGAGAGCGAGCAACAAAAGAGACAUCUUCGGAGCGCCCCGAGGGAUUUUACGCUUGGCUGGUGGAUCUGAAUCGGUUGGCAGAAAGCGCUUCGGUGGGUUGGGAGGAGGACACCUUGGUGGGGGAACUCUCUGCUUGCUUUGGAGGAUCUGCUUCUUCCUUGCCCCCAAAGUUUCAGGUCCUGCAAAGAGGUAAAACUUUCUAUUUAGGGGCCUGUUUAUCUUUUCUUUCCCCCCCCUCUCUCUUCCUUUUUUUUAUUUUUUGUUUUUUUUUUUUGUGGCCAAAAAACAAGGGGUUUGUUUUUGGUGGAAGAGACAGCAACAGAUUCACGUGGACUUUGUUGUGUGUGUGGACUGAGGCGUGACCUCUGGAUGGAGAGGAGUUGAUUUGUAGCUUUUUCACAUUUUUCCUCCACCCUUCGGGAGCCUGGUGGGCUUCCAAUCUGAUCCAACGGGGAUUAUUAUUCAGCCUUGCAAAACAUUUCUGGUUUAUAAGAUCCGGGACUUCUCUUCCUGGUUUUUCCCCUUCCAGAGAGGCUUGGGUUGAAAGGCUGAGGAAUCCUGAAUUGCCCUGUAUUUCUCUUUAUUGUUAAAAAAGAAAAAGAAAACCUGGUUUUUCUUAAUUGUAGACCAAACAGAUUUAGAACGCACAGACCGAAUAUCUUCGGAUCAAGAUGCUUAAUUCUGACCUAUAAUUUCAGUCUUCCAAGAGAGACCUGACAUUGACGGAUACCCUAUGGGCUGCUUUGAUACGGCUACAGUAAUGAGCCUUUUCUGCUUUUCCUGGUCCCUGCCUGAGGUCUGUGACCCCGAGGAAAAUGCUCUUUGCUUUGUCCCAUUCUUAACCUCCCUCCGGUGAUUGGGAAAGCAAGCAACUGCCCGUCUUAAACCUCCUUCUGUAAAAACACCAGAUGGUUUUGUUCUUUGGACAUAGUCUUCUUCUGCUCUUUGUUUCGAGCCGUUGCCGAGUCUGCUGCAGGCCUUGCUAGCUUCCUGGGGACGGCCCCCUUUUCAACAGCACCCAGGGGGGGUUGGGGGCAGAGACCCGGCCGCCUCACCGGACACCCCCAUGGCAAUCCGGGCGCGAGCGCUCUACGAUUUCCAGAGUGAGAACAAGGAAGAAAUCAGCAUCCGUGAGAAUGAAGAGUUGAUGCUUUUCAACGAGAAGUCCCUGGAUGGAUGGCUGCAAGGCACCAACUCUCGAGGGGAGACGGGCCUGUUCCCCGCCUCUUAUGUGGAGAUCCUUCGCUCCAGGUCCUCCUCCACUUAUACCAACAGUCCUGCUGGUUCUCCUGGAAACGGCUCCUCCUUCUACGUCCCCUCGUCCGUCCCCGGCAUUCCCCACCAGGGCAGCUUUGAAGAUGAUGACGAUGAUUGGGACGAUUGGGACGACGAAAGCACGGUGGUGGAGGAACCCAGGAGCGGGGCAGGGACCAACGGGCACCCCUCGCCAAGCCUGUCCUAUCCCAGGCCCUACGCGCCUCACCCCAACAACGUUGGCGGUCGGGCCAAGCCAUCUCUGGAGAGGCAGGACAGCAUCGGGUCUUCCAAGAGAGGCAGCGUGGUGAGUCGGAACCUCAACCGUUUCUCCAGCUUUGUCCGCUCUGGAGUGGAGGCCUUCGUUUUGGGAGACGUGCCCAUGAUGGGCAAGAUCUCAGAGGCCUACUACAUAGACAUGGGCUCGAAAGGUCCACAGUGGAGAGCCAGCCCACACCCUUUCCUCUGCUCUGUGGAAGAGCCCACCAAACAGACCAAGUUCAAAGGCAUCAAGAGCUACAUCUCCUACCGCCUGUCGCCCAGCAACGGCAAUUCGCCGGUGUACCGGCGCUACAAACACUUUGACUGGCUGUACAACCGCCUGUUGCACAAGUUCACCGUCAUCUCGGUGCCCCACCUGCCGGAGAAGCAAGCCACGGGGCGCUUCGGGGAGGACUUCAUCGAGAAGCGCAAACGGAGGCUGAUCUUGUGGAUGGACCACAUGACCAGCCACCCAGCGCUCUCCCAGUACGAGGGCUUCCAACACUUCCUCAACUGCGGGGACAACAAGCAGUGGAAGAUGGGGAAACGCCGGGCGGAGAAGGACGAGAUGGUGGGGGCUAGCUUCCUCCUGACCCUCCAGAUCCCAACCGAGCACCAAGACCUGCAGGAUGUGGAGGACCGAGUGGACACCUUCAAGGCCUUCAGCAAGAAGAUGGACGACAGCGUUCUGCAGUUGACCAGCGUAGCUUCUGAGCUGGCCAGGAAGCACGCCGGGGGCUUCCGUAAAGAGUUCCAAAAACUGGGCAAUGCUUUCCAAGCCGUCAGCCAAGCCUUCCAGAUGGACCCACCUUACAGCUUUGAUGCCCUCAACAAUGCCAUCUCCCACACGGGCAAGACCUACGAGAUGGUGGGGGAGAUGUUUGCCGAGCAGCCCAAGAACGACUUGUUCCUCAUGUUGGACAGCCUUUCCUUGUACCAGGGACUCCUCUCCAACUUCCCAGACAUCAUCCAUCUUCAGAAAGGUGCGUUUGCCAAAGUGAAGGAGAGCCAGCGGAUGAGCGACGAAGGGAAAAUGGACCAGGAGGAGGCAGACGGGAUCCGGAAGCGUUGCCGAGUGGUUGGUUUUGCCCUGCAGGCUGAAAUGAAUCACUUCCACGAGAGGCGCAUCUUGGAUUUCAAAAAGAUGAUGCAGUCUUACAUCAGGGAGCAGAUCGUCUUCUACCAGAGAGUCAGCCAGAAGCUGGAAGAGACGCUGAGGAGAUACGACAGCCUCUAGUAAGCCCGCCAGAUGUUGGAGCUCAGGAUGGUCCUCAACGCUACCAUGCCCCUCAGCUGGGAUGAGCAGCAGCGACUGUGUUUUCUUCUCUGCCUCUGGGAAAGGGAAGUCUUCUCCUCGUGGUGGAUCUUGGGAGGUUCUCCCUGUUGACUUGUGCUGUCCGCCAUCUUCACGAUGCUAAACUUUUGAGCACUGAAAGGGGAGGUUGUAGCCCCGUCGUGACCAAAGCUUGGGAUGAUAGUGUCUUCCCCACCCAUCCCGAUCCAAUCGCAAGGACCCAGCCAAGAAUCGUUGCACAAAAGACAUUUUGACGAGCGGAAUUCUUUUCCUCAAGAAGAGCUGAGCUUCUAGCCUUGUUGUUUACAAAGGAAGUAAAAGAAUUUGCUUUCCAAAGGAAAUGUAGCUUUUUGCUCCAGCCAGCUUCCUUUUUUUUCCCCUCUCAGGCUUGAUUUUCUGGAAAAAAAAAAAAAGCACUCUUAAUUUAUCCAGAUCUUUUCCGACACCAGCACUUCCUGUUCCCCUCCAGAAAAGGAACAAAAUCAGGUUGAACUCAGUUCAGAGUUGUUGUUGUUUAUUUUUUUUUUCUCUUUCUCUCUCUAGAUAGGAUGAUUGUGCAAAAGCAAGAGAACAGAGAGCAAAAAUGGAGGUGAAGUGGAAGGAGUGAAAAGGUUGGCCCACCAAAGUGACUCUUCUGAGGAAGUCGCACAAGCAACACAAUCUCACUCCUGAGAUCUGUGACAGGUAGUCCUCGACUUACGACCGCAAGUGGCCCCAGAAUUUAUGUUGCUAAGCGAGCCAAGCGGUCGAGUGAGUUUUCUCCCCCACGUUAUGACCUUUCUUGACGUCGUUAUGAAGCGAAUCGCUGCAGUUAAGUUCGUUAAUACGGUCAUUAAAUGAACCUGGCUUCCCCAUUGACUUUGCUCAUCAGAAGGUCGCAAAGGGGAUCACGUCCCAACCCCCACUCACCCCCCGGGACACCGCAACCGUCAUAGAUACGAACCAGUCGCCAAACAUCUGAAUUUUGAUCACGAUGCUGCAACAGUCGCAAGAGUGAAACCGGUCGUAAGUCAUUUUUUUCCCCAGUGCCAUCGCAACUUUGAACGGUCACUAAACAGACUGUUGUAAGUCGAGGACUACUUGUCUAUAGACAUACAGGUCAUAGGCAUGCAUUUUUAAAGCCACUCACCUCUGCACUCACCUGAGUAAAUCCAGAGUUACUUCCCCACCCCCCGUCUUUGAAAACAGAGCAGUCCGUGGAAACUGCCGUUGUGUGUUUUGAUUUGUUGUCUGCAAGACGGAUGUUCAGAUGUCCAAGUUGGCUGAUACCUGUUUUUGUUUUAAAAAAAGGUUUUCUCCAUGGGAAACGGGACUCUGAGAUGGAUGUCGUCCAUGGCCUUAAUCAAGAAGUGGCUCCUUGGACUCUGGGUCGUUUCUCCUCUGACCUGCUGUUAUCCAUUUCUUCUUUCCUUCUCUUGGUCUCCAAAGAAUUGGGGUGGGGGUGGGGGGUUGAAAUGUUUGGCGAAUAAAAUCUGGGGUCUGGGAGAUAAA
Molecule: messenger RNA, 5018 nt
Organism: Pantherophis guttatus
Lineage: Eukaryota; Metazoa; Chordata; Lepidosauria; Squamata; Colubridae
Gene: SNX33
Product: sorting nexin 33
Biological process (GO): plasma membrane tubulation; mitotic cytokinesis; endosomal transport
Cellular component (GO): plasma membrane; cytoplasmic vesicle
Molecular function (GO): phosphatidylinositol binding; protein binding
Source: RefSeq, a predicted model, not a curated record